Eufriesea mexicana is the source of this 1342-nucleotide messenger RNA. Its product is annotated as solute carrier family 25 member 40. Lineage: Eukaryota; Metazoa; Arthropoda; Insecta; Hymenoptera; Apidae. The transcript has 8 exons. The record is from RefSeq and is a predicted model, not a curated record. The coding region runs from base 236 to 1342 and encodes 368 amino acids. Gene Ontology annotation, biological process: mitochondrial transmembrane transport. Gene Ontology annotation, cellular component: mitochondrion.
AUAGAAUCUAAUGUCGUGUAAGUUAGGACCACGUGUUAAGUAAAAGAAAAAAAUUAUUCGUGAUCGGAUGAUAGACAUGAUAUUCAAACACUAACAACAAUUUUAUCAUGUUAGUAAAUAUGUGAUUUGUUUUGUUAAUUUUAGAAUGAUAACAAAAUUAUUUAUAAAGAAAUAUGUCAUUAAAAGUGAAAGCGAAAUUUUUUCAAUGUUGUGGAGUGCAAAAUAAAAAGUGGAAAUGAAUAAGUUAAGCAGCAUACCACCAAAUUUUGAUCUUGAUGAUCCAAGAUUUAGGAUCAAACCAUAUCAACAGAUUGUUGCUUCUUGUACUGGUGCUUUUAUUACAUCAAUUUUUGUUACUCCUUUGGAUGUAGUAAAAAUUAGGCUUCAAGCACAACAGAAAGCUAUGCUUUCUAAUAAAUGUUUCCUUUAUUGUAAUGGUUUAAUGGAUCAUUUAUGUCCUUGUUUAAAUGGAAAAGGUCCAAUAUGGGCGAAAGGGAAUGGAAAAUUUAAUGGCACAGUGGAUGCUCUUAUGAAAAUCAGCAAGAAUGAAGGUAUUCUUUCAUUAUGGAGUGGUUUAAGUCCUACUCUUGUUCUAGCAGUACCUGCAACUAUAGUAUAUUUUGUUUCAUAUGAACAGUUAAGAUUAUAUUUUAAGGAUAAGUAUAAUAACAAAUGUAGGAAAGUUAAUGGAGCUACUAUGGAGCAACCAUUUUGGAUCCCUAUGAUGGCUGGGGCUAUAGCACGUAUUUGGGCUGCAACAAUAGUAAGCCCAUUAGAAUUAAUUAGAACAAAAAUGCAGUCACAAAAAUUAAGUUAUGCAGAAAUUCUUCAAGCAUUGAAAACUGUUAUAAAAUAUAGUGGUGUCUCUGGUCUAUGGAUGGGAUUAAGUAGUACUCUUCUACGUGAUGUACCAUUUAGUGCAAUUUAUUGGCUACAUUAUGAAACUAUAAAACAAAAAUUUCAAGGGACACAACAGACUUUUACUUUUAACUUCAUAGCUGGUGCUGUAGCUGGAUCUCUAGCUGCAUUUUUAACUAUACCAUUUGAUGUAGUGAAAACACAUAAACAAAUAGAAAUGGGUGAGAAAGAAAUUUAUUCAGAUAAACCUGGACGUAGUAGUGGAACAUGGGCUAUAAUACGAAAAAUUUAUGUUCAGAAUGGGGUGAAAGGAUUAUUUACGGGUCUAAUACCGCGUGUAAUUAAAGUAGCUCCAGCUUGCGCAAUUAUGAUUGCGACAUUUGAACACGGAAAACGAUUCUUUCAGUUGUACAAUGCUAGCGAAGUGCUUCAACAUGAAAGUGAUAUACAACUUCUGAAACAUAAAAGAAAAAAUGCGGAAUGA